GUUCAUGGUGGUAACACAGUGACAUACCGCCUGAGAUCUGGACUUGAGAGCCAAGGUCGUGACCCUGGCGGCGGGGUGUACAUCAAAACUUGCGCACUGAAAGCAGCAAACUCCAAUUGAUGCACACACUCAUGCUACUGGCACCAAAUCGCAUUCCGCUCUUAUGUAUUGCUCGCAUCGCAAUUGUCUCAGUGACCAUGACUAAUGUACUGAUUAAUGUGCUGUGCCGUGCUGACCCGUGCGCCAAAGGAUUGUGGCCAUGCACUGAUCAGAUCGUCGCCAGGCUCAGCACCCUUGGCCCCAACAUCGUGGCAUAUUCGCGCUUGAGGGUGCCUGCCAGCCUGCCCUGGACCUGGCGAAAAUGGUGCCAUGGCCCGCCCGCAGAUAUCUUAUGAUUCUUGUCAUAUCAUCAGUGCUGAAAUUUCUGGCACUUUUGCCAUAUGAUAACUUCCUGCCUGGUAAUAUGAACGCUGAUCAUUCGUCAUAGCGACCUUGCACAUUUCUCCAGCCUCAGCCUGAAAAUCAAUGCCGGGUGCCGCCAAAGCCACUUU
This is a messenger RNA of Truncatella angustata, 551 nucleotides long. RefSeq lists its product as uncharacterized. NCBI's taxonomy places the organism in Eukaryota, Fungi, Ascomycota, Sordariomycetes, Amphisphaeriales, Sporocadaceae. Bases 120 to 395 code for a protein of 91 amino acids. The record is from RefSeq and is a predicted model, not a curated record. The transcript has a single exon.